AUGUCCCCCAGCUAUCAUGAAUAUAUCCAUCACGAUAUGCUUGAUAAUAUGUUCAUUAAUCUGUCAUUGGAAAAGAUUGGACUGUUCCGUCCUGUCAGCAAAGCUUGGGAGGAAAUGACGAAAAGACAGGAAUUUGUUCUUAAAAAACGUGAGAUGAGCUACCCUGCAAGUGAAAAUUACAUCCUUGUUUUCACUCAAACAAGCCAAGAAGAUCACCUGUUGCAAGACAAACUAAUUGCCACCAACAUAAAAGUGCAAAUGGAUAACCCAUGCAACAACAUACGAUUUCAAGAAGAGAUGUUGAUGGGUGACGACGGCAUCCAUAAAAUCAUGCCUAUCACCACAGAUUUGAUCUGUCUGCAAACCACUCAAAUCAAAUUCUUGAACCCAAAGACAACACAACUUGCAACAGUUGAAUGGCCAUAUGAUGUCACUCUCAGCAAUUGUAAAACAGCAUUUGGACAAACUAUCCUCUGA
Messenger RNA from Oldenlandia corymbosa var. corymbosa, 477 nucleotides. Lineage: Eukaryota; Viridiplantae; Streptophyta; Magnoliopsida; Gentianales; Rubiaceae. The record is from the annotation of a GenBank genome assembly.